GUCACAAGCAACAUCUUGUCGGUGGCUUUCGAUGUGUGAAGGCAUGUGACAAGUGUCCUCAAGAAGUUAGAAUUGCCAUGAAAGAGGUUUUGGAUGCAAAAAAUCAAAGAAAAGAAUCUUUGAAAGAGAACUCUUUAGGUCCUGAUUUUGAUGAUGAUGAUGUUGAGGAGAUUGAAUGUGAAGAUGGUACGAGCAAAACAUCAACAAUAAAAGGCCCAAUGAAUUUGUACUUCAAAAGUGUUUCAAAAGAACAUCAAAAAUUGAAAAGAGCAAGAGGGGUAGAAGUAACUCUAGCAACUUGCAAAAAAGAGUUGAGAGAAAAGGCUGUAACUGCAUUUGCACGAUGGAUGUAUGAAGCCGGGUUGCCAUUUAAUUGCGUGAAUUAUAAGACGCUACAAAGUUUCAUUGAUGCUGUGGCACAACACGGGCCAUGCAUGAAGGCUCCUACUUACCAUGAAGUGAGAGUGCCAUAUCUCAAAAAAGAAGUAGAUCAUGUGAAAGAGCUUUUUAAACCACAUGAGGAUAUUUGCAACCAAUAUGGUUGUUCAUUAAUGAUGGAUAAGUGGACUGAUCGAAGAAAUCGGGCGUAUAUCAACGUCCUAGUUAAUUGCUCACUUGGAUCGUAUUUCAUCCAAUCAGUUGAAGUAAGUUUGGACACCGUGAAUGGGGAGAAAAUGCUAGAGCUCUUCGAACUCUUUGUGAAUAGGGUGGGAAGUGAAAAUGUUGUUCAAGUGAUAUCAGACAAUGCUUCUGAGACGCAAUUCAAAAGGGAAAGAAAAAGUGGGAACUUCCAAGUCCAAGUCCAAGGAAAAAGCCUCCACCCAUAGGCUUGUUGAUGAAGAUGAGGAAGAAGAUGAAGAAGAUGUUGGGGUGUAUAAUGAUGAUAGUGAUGACUUCGAUGCUUUGGUUAUGGAUGAAGAAGAAGGGAACAUUCAUGUGGAGGAUGACAUUAUGGAGUGAUAAUGCUUCGUAGAGUUGAUUUUAUGACAUUAUUAUGACAUUGUGUGAUGGAUAUUUUCUACCUUUAUGUCGCAUUAUUAGUACUAUUAUGAGUAUUAUAACUAUUGAUGUGUUUUUGACUUAAUUAUGCAUUGGAAUAUUUUAUAUUUGUAUUUUUCUAUAGCCAUCGUUUUUUGUGUAAAAGCGACGCUUCGCUUAGCGCUUUCGCUUUUUAUAAAAGCUCUAAGUUCUCGCUUUUGGUCGCUUUUCGCUUAAAAUAAGUUUG
This is a messenger RNA of Cuscuta europaea, 1225 nucleotides long. The record is from the annotation of a GenBank genome assembly. Lineage: Eukaryota; Viridiplantae; Streptophyta; Magnoliopsida; Solanales; Convolvulaceae.